CACAAAUAACGUAACAAAAACAAUCAAAACAUCCGGAACUUGGGGGAAAUUUAGGAUAAACAAAUUUUAUUACUGGAUUUUCCUUCUCUGGCGGUUCCCACGGAGUACACGGAGCGAAGCACGAUGGAGCACGGUGGAAGCCGGUUGCAAAGGUUCAUGGUUGGGAAAGGGGAAGGGGAAGACGAGGGCGAUGAGAAGGACGCGGCACACAUGCUGCUCAGACCGGAGCUCUACGACGAGGAGUUGGCCCUGGAGCGGGAAGAACAGGAGCUCGAGGAGCGGAACCUGCAGAGCGCGAACUGCCUAGGCGGACUCGCCUCCUUCAUCUGCAGACACUGCCCGGAGGUGUUCUUCAGCAAGAGGGAACUGGCCGCCCAUCGCCCCGUUCACCGGCUUAAGCGGGAGCAGGCGAAGUCCGGCUCGGAGCUGACCUGCGAGGCCUGUGGAAAGGUCUUCCAGAGGCGCAACGCCCUCGUGGACCACGUGAAUGCCCACAACAGCGAGCGAAACUACCCGUGCCCGGAGUGCCCGGCUCGCUUUGUACAGCGCAGCAACCGGGACUGCCACGUGCGGAACACCCACCGGAAGGAGUACCUGCACUCCUGCCCGGAACCGGGCUGCGAGCGGCGUUUCCAGCAGAAGCGGGAACGGAACCAGCAUGUGAAGUCGGUGCACCGCAAGGAGCGGAACUUUGUUUGCGAUACCUGCAGCGCCAGUUUCAGUCAUCCCGUCAACUACAGGAAGCACCUGUCUUCCCACGGCUCUGAGAAGAACUACGCUUGUCGCAUUUGUGGUAAGCUCUUCGGACGCGCCGAGAACCGGGAUGUUCACCUCUUUGUGCACAGUAUUUGUAAGGCGUAUGCCUGCUGCGUCUGCGGGGCAGACUAUAUGCGCCGCAGCCAGUUGAUUCGCCAUUGUUCAGAGACAGGUCACCUGAACGAGCCAAUUGUCCGGCAGAAACCCCAGUUCAGUCCGGCCCUUGCCUACAGACCCGAUGCCGGGGAUCCGGGAAAGAACGCUGCCUGUCCUGCGGAUGUGGAGUGGUUGCAGGAAGAGGAGGCGGAUGCGUUUCAAUGGCCAGAAGGGGAGGACCCUGUCCUCCCAGAAGAACUGGGGGACUCGCAGGGAGAUCAGCGGAUUACAGAGGACGAAGAGGAGUUGUCUGAUCACAUCCCCAUUAUUCACGAGGGCAUCGCGCCAAUGUCAAUUAAGGUGCAUAGUCAAAAAUGUAAGAUCUGAUCAGGUUAGUUUGUAUCGAAUAUUUAGGUAUAACAUACAUAUAGAGAAAAUAAGAGGUUGAGAUCAAACAUUUUGUUAAAGAAUGAAUCAAACUUGAACUGAAGUUAGGAUUACUGGAGAUAUUACGAAGUCAUAAUGUAGAAACCACUGAAAAUUAAUGUUAUGAAGACAGAGUGAAGAAUACAAAAGUUUGAUUUAACUAAGCCUUAGAUUACUUUAAAACGCGAUAAAUGAAAGGCUGGACUUAAAGUUAAGAUUUUCAACUGAUAAAGUAGCAGCAAAACAAACCGCAUGUAAAACAUGAACCGAAAGCGUGGGUCAAAAUCAAAACAAAAAAGAAACGAAUGAAAAGUGAAUGUCGCUGCUGCGUUGCACUUUAAUAAAAAAUGCGAAAUGAAA
Messenger RNA from Drosophila biarmipes, 1638 nucleotides. Its product is annotated as gastrula zinc finger protein XlCGF8.2DB. Gene Ontology annotation, biological process: regulation of transcription by RNA polymerase II. The record is from RefSeq and is a predicted model, not a curated record. NCBI's taxonomy places the organism in Eukaryota, Metazoa, Arthropoda, Insecta, Diptera, Drosophilidae. Gene Ontology annotation, cellular component: nucleus. The coding region runs from base 124 to 1239 and encodes 371 amino acids. The transcript has 2 exons. Gene Ontology annotation, molecular function: RNA polymerase II cis-regulatory region sequence-specific DNA binding; DNA-binding transcription factor activity, RNA polymerase II-specific.